This is a messenger RNA of Pocillopora meandrina, 3746 nucleotides long. The record is from the annotation of a GenBank genome assembly. Lineage: Eukaryota; Metazoa; Cnidaria; Anthozoa; Scleractinia; Pocilloporidae.
AUGUCUGAAGAAGAAGAAGAACAGGAAGAAGUGGAGGUACAGCUUUAUGUACUUUAAUUGUAAUAAGUGUGCACAGUGGUUGCAUCUUAGUUUGUGAAUUAAGUUUGUGAGACAUAUAACCACUGAAAUGUUAUUGCAUUUCUGUAAAGAAGAGUCUUAAAAAUGAUGUGAGCAAAGGUAGUAUGGUUGCAUUGUAACUUGUACUGCCGAAGUUAAGUUUAGAUUUAUAAUGACUGUCAGUGGGUGGAUAGACUUGUUAACCUUCCUUGAGAUUGUUGAAUGGUGAUCAAGUAUUUUCUUUGACAAAUUUGACUGAAUGCUAUUACACUUGGGGCUCUCUUACCAUUGUGACAAGUUACUACACUUGUGCCUUCAACAAUGGUGUGUUUAAUUCAGUGUGUAGGCUUCACUGUUCAUUUGUACAUACAAUAUAAUUUUAAAAGCACUUAAAAUGGAGCAAUAAAUUUAUCGUCAUCUUUUUGUGCUGCUUAUUUUACAGAAUUCAUCAGCAUCUGAAUAUGAAGAUGCUUCUGAUUCAGAAAGUGAUGGAAAUGAUGAGGUAAAUUAUUUUUUCUCUACAUAUUCAUAACAAUAUGAUGACUACAGGUUGUUUAAAAAAAUCAACUAGAAACACUUUCAGCUCUGGAUUUCAUAGCUACAUGUACAUACAUUAAGUGGUUUACGUUUGGCUUUUUUCAUUACAAAUAAUAUUCUUGUCUUGUUUAUCAAAGUUCUUAAAGUCUUUUGUUUUUCAUGAAAAAAUUUUCUUUAUUUCUGUUGACUUUUGCUCUAGCUAUCUAGGAAAUAUGUGCCAAGUUGAUUUCCUUGAUGUCCAACAUGACCUGAAUAGCUUGCAGAAUUGGUCCCUGACUGAUAAUGAGAUUUUUUUCCAACCAUCUAAAUGUGUAAACCUCACAAUAACAAGAAAAAGACAAAGGUUAUAUAGGUUAAUGGAUAAGGAUCUUAAAUUUGUCUCUUCUGCAAAAGACCUUGACUUCACUGUCUUGAAGGACUUGAAGUGGACUGCACACAUUGCUCAGGUGGUUGCAAAAUCUAAAAGAAUGCUGGGAUUCCUAAAAAGGAACUGCUUGGGUGACCUCAAUAAGGAUCUCUGAAGCUACUUUAUAUCUCUCAUGUGUGCUCUAACCUGUGUUAUGCCUCACAGCUUUGGGCACCACAAUCUCCUACAUUGAUGCUAGAAUUAGAAAAUAUCCAAAGGAGAGCUACACUUUUUAUCUUGAACCUUAACCUCCUACCUCUCAACUACUGGCUGGAAUAUCUUGAUUAUUAUUUCUCUACAAGUGUAUUUAUGGAAUUAUUGUUAUUAAUUUAGAUAACUCUGCUCAAUUUUGUUGUGGGUGUUCCCAUUGGGGAUCUUCUGGGCUUUUUCUCAACAACAAAACUGCUAAAACAUCUCUUUUCCAUGAUUCCUUCUUCAUCCGAAUAACAAAUCUGUGGAAUGCAUUACCUAUCGCUAUAAGAUCAGAGGUAAAGUUCCUUUUAAGAAAAAGUUAAAAUGGUUUUUUAUGAUAGACUAAGUUCAAUGUUCAAUCAUUAUGAUAUUUGUUCUUAUGAGUUAGUCUGUCUGAAGUGUCACUGUGCCAAUACUAUAACAUGUUGUUCUUGUUAAUUUCUCAAAAUUUUUUUUUUUUUUCAUUAUUAUUUUUAUCAGGGUUCCAGGGAAGGGUUGUCAAUUUUUAGGGGAAUGGUUAGGUGGUGGGUUUACUUAGCAGGGUACCCAAGGUUCUAUUGUAUGCCCACCUACCUCAAGGCGAAUUUUGUAAAUAAAUAAAUAAAUAGCAAAUAAAAUAAGUUAAUUUUACUAUUCACUGCUUUCAACAGGUCAAGAUUCGAUGUUUCAAUACGUCAUGUUUUUAGAGUCCACCCAUUUAAAAACAUAUUCAUUUUUAAACACUGCAUGUUUUUUCAGUCAAUUUAUAUAAGUUAUAAAAAUACUUCACUACACUUAAUGGGUGAUUUCAGUGUAAAACUGAACCUCUGAAACUCAUGCAGAAAAAAGAAAUUAGAUCCACAUUGAUCGCAUUCUUGAUUACCUUUGGCUUGAUUUUGACUUACAAUUUACAGUAGCUUGGGUUUGGACAUGUACUGCAUUAUGAUCAUGCCAGGAUAAUUUUAUAUCUGAGGUACAAAAUCGAUUUAUUGCAGUUUUUUUUAUUUUAAAUUUCCUACUUUAUUUCUUUUCUUGUGCACAGGACAGUGAAUUCAUGGACUUUCUAUCUAAGCUAAGGGGAUCAACUGAAAUCAAAGCAAUUCUCAACAGUGAUGGCCACUGUUCCAUUCCAAGAAUAGUGGAAGAUUAUGAAGCAGUUGUUGGGAUAACAGCCAUCACUGAUACCAGAAAGGAGGGGCCUUCAUCACUUCACACGUUGCCAUUUAUUAACUCCUUGAGGGAAGUGUCCUCUCAACUGCAAACAUUUCAGGCCUCUCCUGAGACUCCAGAUGGAACAGCCUGUGGUUCAGCGCUGAAUGCUGCCCGUCAAAUUUUGUAUUGGUCGUCUGUUUUUAUUUCAAUGAUGGAGGCCAGCAAUACAGGGCAGCCUACAUGUACCGUAUCAUUAUCCACUUCCACAUCAUCCACAUUGUCAACACCAACAUCAUCUACAUCAGUGUUAGCUUCACCAACAUCAUCUGCAUCAACAUCAUCUGCAUCAUCAUCAUCUGCAUCAAUAUCAUCUGCAUCACCAUCAUCUGCAUCAACAUCAUCAACAUUGGCAUCAUCUAGUUUGACACCAUCUGUAUUAACAUCAUUUACCUUGACAUCUUCUGUAUCCACAUCACCUACAUCAUCUAGGUCAUCUUUAUCCAGUCAUAACCCACCUGCUACAACUUGUGCAUCUUUGUUGUCAAAUGUUAUUCCACUAUCAGUGCAACCUUUAUCCUCAUUUAAUCAGCAGUCUUCCCGCUCAGUAGUAAAUCCUCAACCUUCCACUUCAGAUACUCUGCCAUUUGGUCAGCAUUCUCUGUCAUUUCCUCCAGUUUUUUCUGCUACUGGUUGUACAGCGUCUCCGUUUUUUCAUGCUCAGCUAUCUUCAUCAACUCCACUCCUACCUUCCACAUUAUCUGGACAACCUGCAACAUUGCCUCCUCAAGCUCCCUCUAUCUCAUCCUUGCCAGUGGAAGUCACACCAUCACCAUUACAACAAGUUUCAUCAUCUUUAAGCCUGUCACAUCCGUCAUGUAGUCAGCCUUCAUCUUCACAGUCAAGUGUCCAUAAUUAUUCAAUUUCAUCUAUAUUCUGCCCAGUCAUUUCAUCCACUGCAUCCACUGCCUUGCAGACAUUUCAUCAAAAUUCUCCUGCUCCAGCUCUUCAGCUAUCUUCACCCUCAGUUUCAUCUGUUUUGUAUCAUCAAGUGCCACCAGCAUGCUCUUCUGUGGUAUUAGAUUCUGUGACUCUUAACAUCCAUGCCAAAUAUGGUCUUCCUGGUCAAUCCUGUUUAGACUGGCUAAAUUCAUUAACAAUUCCAAGAAAUGUUGAAAGUCUGGAGCAAGUGAAGGAGAUCUGGGAGCUUGGAAGCCAACAUUGUCCACCAUUAAGAGAUUGGACUGUGCUAAUGAGGAACUUUAAGUCAUCCAAAGGACGAAAUACUUCCAUUUACAGUCAACGUAAAUUUAUUUAUUUAUUAUUUCAACGUCAUGGGUUUGAUGUUAGCAGCAUCUCUUCUCAGUACAAUGAAGUUAAACCUGGUAAACUAUACAAACUUUUAAACACUAGUAAACAAAAUUGA